CGGCGCGGGCCGGGCGCCGGCUGCGCUCGGGGUCGGGCCCGAGACCCCUCCCCUGGCCGGUCGGGCGCGCGGGGAGCGCGCUCUGGCAGCAGAAAGCGGAGCCCGCGGCUCCCUUCUUCCCAGGUCUCUUUUCUUUGCAAUCAGCGAAAAAUAAACACCCGGGAAGGAAUCUGCUGGCACCGCGGGACUGCUUCAGGGAUGCCGAACACCAACUUGCUUCGUGUGUCCUGGGCAGGUGUAGGGGAGCUGACGGCUCCAUGACCUACCACCAUGGAUGGAGACGGACUUUUUGUGGAAGAAACCAAAACAGUUGGUGCCAGCCAGGGUGGUUUGGCUGUCAAAGGUUUUGCCGAAACCUUCUCUGUUCCUUUUGGGGAAUCUGAAUGAGGGACAUCACAGACAUCUUCACUGGGAAGCCAAGGACAUUUCUGUAUAAUCAGUGGAUGAAAGGAUUCUCUCAGUCUCUUUUUCCCCUUUUUCCUCGAGGAUUAAUCCACCACAGUCUGCAAAUGCAGUGGGAACUGAAAGGCAGGAAUGAGGCAGAAGCCUAGAGCGCCUUCAGAAUGGCUCUGGACCUUUCUUGUGGUGUAGGGGAGUUUUAACACCGGCCACCACGCCUCCCCCCCCCCUUUUAUCUCUUUAAUUUGUUCCCAAUUUCUGAGUUAAGUAUUAUUUCCAAAACUGUUCUCUGGAGCUGUAAGUGAUUUGCCAGAUAUGCGAGAUUAGGAGCUGGGAGAAGAGGAAGCCCCCCUGUUGUGUGUCCUGGAGGCUGCCGACAUGAAGUGGUUUUUCUCAGUGCUGAGCUGUCUGGCCCUGCUGGGUGUGGUGUCAGCACAGCGUCAAGUCACUGUUCAGGAAGGCCCCUUGUACCGCACAGAGGGCUCCCACAUCACCAUCUGGUGCAACGUGAGCGGCUACCAGGGCCCUUCAGAGCAGAACUUCCAGUGGUCCAUUUACCUGCCUUCAGCCCCCGAGCGAGAGGUACAGAUUGUCAGCACUGUGGACUCCUCCUUCCCUUACGCCAUCUACACCCAGCGUGUCCGCAGUGGGAAGAUCUACGUGGAAAGAGUCCAGGGGAACUCGGCCUUACUACACAUCAUGGAUCUGCAGGCCCGGGAUGCCGGGGAGUACGAGUGCCACACGCCCAACACCGAUGACCGAUACUUCGGGAGUUACAGUGCAAAGAUGAACCUUGUGGUGAUCCCAGACUCCCUGCAGACCACUGCCAUGCCCCAGACUCUGCACAAAGUGGAGCAGGACCCACUGGAGCUCACUUGUGAGGUGGCCACGGAGACGUUCCAGCACAGCCACCUGUCCGUGGCCUGGCUGCGGCAGGAAGGUGGCGAGAAGCCUGUGGAGGUCAUCUCCCUGAGCCGAGAUUUCGUGCUUCACUCCAGCAGCGAGUAUGCCCAGAGGCAGAGCCUGGGGGAGGUGCGGCUGGACAAGCUGGGGAGGACCACCUUCCGCCUCACCAUCUUCCACCUGCAGCCUGCUGACCAGGGCAAGUUCUACUGUGAGGCUGCCGAGUGGAUCCAGGAUCCUGAUGGGUCGUGGUACGCCAUGACCCGGAAGCGUUCCGAGGGUGCCGUGGUCAACGUUCAGCCCACCGACAAAGAUUUCACUGUACGGCUGGAAACAGAGAAGCGGCUGCACACGGUGGGUGAGCCAGUGGAGUUCAGAUGCAUCCUGGAGGCCCAGAACAUUCCUGACCGUUACUUUGCUGUCUCCUGGGCCUUCAACAGCUCACUCAUCGCCAGCAUGGGGCCUAAUGCUGUGCCCCUCCUCAACAGUGAAUUCGCCCACCGGGAGGCCAAGGGACAGCUUAAGGUAUCUAAAGAGAGUGACAGUGUCUUUGUGCUGAAGAUCUACCACCUCCGCCAGGAAGACAGCGGGAAGUACAACUGCCGGGUGACAGAGCGGGAGAAAACGGUGACCGGGGAAUUCAUCGACAAGGAGAGCAAGCGUCCCAAGAACAUCCCCAUCAUCGUUCUCCCCCUCACAGAUAACUGGGUAGUUAAAGUUCCCCAGCAUCACCAGAUCCUGCCCCAAGGCCACUUGGAGAGCAGCAUCUCCGUGGAGGUGGCCAGCAACGCCAGCGUCAUUCUUGAGGGCGAGGAUUUGCACUUCUCCUGCAGCGUCCGCACGGCCGGCAGGCCACAGGGCCGCUUCUCUGUCAUCUGGCAGCUCGUGGACAGGCAGAACCGCCAUAGCAACAUCAUGUGGCUAGACCGGAAUGGCACCGUGCAGCCGGGACUGUCCUACUGGGAGCGCAGCAGCUUUGGGGGCAUCCAGAUGGAGCAGGUGAAGCCCAACUCGUUCAGUCUGGGCAUCUUCAACAGCAGGAAGGAGGACGAGGGCCAGUACGAAUGCCACGUGACUGAGUGGGUGCGGGCAGUGGACGGCGAGUGGCAGGUUGUGGGGGAGCGCCGCGCCAGCACCUUCGUCUCCAUCACAGCUCUCGAGACCGGCUUUGCGGUCACAGCCAUCUCCCGGACACCAGGGGUGACCUACAGCGACUCCUUUGACCUACAGUGCAUCAUCAAGCCGCACUACCCUGCCCGGGUCCCUGUGUCAGUGACGUGGCGGUUCCAGCCGGUGGGCACCGUCGAGUUCCACGACCUGGUGACCUUCACCCGGGAUGGAGGGGUUCAGUGGGGGGACAGGUCCUCCAGCUUCCGAACCCGCACUGCCAUCGAGAAGGCUGAGUCCAGCAACAACGUCCGCCUGAGCAUCAGCCGAGCCAGUGACACAGAGGCGGGCAAGUACCAGUGUGUGGCGGAGCUGUGGCGGAAGAACUACAACCACACCUGGACACGGUUGGCAGAAAGGACCUCCAACCUGCUGGAGAUCAGGGUGCUGCAGCCAGUGACAAAGCUGCAGGUGAGCAAAUCAAAGAGGACCCUCACGCUGGUGGAAAACAGACCUAUCCAGCUGAACUGCUCAGUCAAGUCUCAGACCAGCCAGAACUCUCACUUUGCUGUGCUCUGGUAUGUCCACAAGCCCUCAGAUGCUGAUGGCAAGCUCAUUCUCAAAACCACCCACAACUCCGCCUUUGAGUACGGCACCUACGCUGAGGAGGAGGGCCUGAGAUCGAGGCUCCAGUUUGAGAGGCAUGCGUCUGGGGGCCUGUUCAGCCUCACUGUCCAGAGAGCUGAGGUCAGUGACAGUGGCAGCUACUACUGCCAUGUGGAGGAGUGGCUGCUGAGCCCCAACUAUGCCUGGUACAAGCUGGCCGAGGAGGUCUCCGGGCGCACAGAAGUAACUGUGAAACAGCCAGACAGCCGCCUGAAGCUCAGCCAAGCCCAGGGGAACCUGUCAGUUCUGGAGACCCAGCAGGUGCAGCUGGAAUGUGUGGUCCUGAACCGCACCAGCAUGGCCUCCCAGCUCAUGGUGGAGUGGUUUGUGUGGAAGCCCAACCACCCUGAGAGGGAGACUGUGGCCCGCCUGAGCCGAGAGACCACAUUCCAGUACGGAGAGCAGGCGGCCAAGAACAAGCUGCAGGGGCGGCUGCACCUGGAGAGCCCUUCCCCUGGCACUUACCGGCUCUUCAUCCAGAACGCGGCUGUGCAGGACAGCGGGACCUAUAGCUGCCGCGUGGAGGAGUGGCUGCCCAGCCCCAGUGGUGUGUGGUAUAAACGGGCAGAGGACACCGCUGGGCAGACAGCUGUGACUGUCAUGCGGCCAGAUGCUGCCCUGCAAGUGGACACAUUGGUCCCCAAUGCCACGGUGUCUGAGAAGGCAGCUUUUCAACUGGACUGUAACAUCGUGUCCCGCUCCAGCCAGGACUCCCGCUUUGCUGUGGCUUGGUAUUCCCUGAGGACUAAAGCCGGAGGGAAAAGGGGCAGCUCUGGCCUGGAAGAGCCAGAGGAGGAGGAGGAGGAGGAGGAGGAGGAGGAGGAAGAGGAAGAUGAGGAGGAUGACCCCACAGAACGCACGGCCCUGUUGAGUGUGGGCCCCGACGCUGUUUUUGGCCCUGAGGGCAGUCCCUGGGAGGGCAGGCUGCGCUUUCAGAGGCUGUCCCCUGUGCUCUACCGGCUCACGGUGCUGCGGGCAAGCCCCCGAGACACAGGCAACUACUCCUGCCGUGUGGAGGAGUGGCUGCCCAGCCCUCAGAGGGAGUGGUACCGGCUGACAGAAGAGGAGUCCGCCCCCAUCAGCAUCCAUGUUCUGGAUACAAGCCCCACCCUCCAGUCUGUCAUCUGCUCCAACGACGCCCUCUUCUACUUCGUGUUCUUCUACCCUUUCCCCAUCUUCGGCAUCCUUAUCAUCACCAUCCUGCUGGUGCGUUUCAAGAGCCGCAACUCCAGCAAGAACUCUGAGGGGAAGAAUGGGGUGCCCCUGCUGUGGAUCAAAGAGCCGCACCUCAACUACUCCCCCACCUGCCUGGAGCCCCCGGUGCUCAGCAUUCACCCAGGGGCCAUAGACUAGGGGGACGCCCAACUGAUGUCCGCCACGAGGAGCCCAGGCUUUCCCUUGCCGCCUCCGCUCUGUGACUGGACAGUAGACAGCACCCGCCCUCUGGAGUGCAGGUGCAGAACAUCGUUAGACUUGACAAAGCGUUCAGAAUUCUCCAUCAGUCACAGAGACAGACCGCCGCUAGGUGGCGGUCUCGGUUGGUUAGCGAUUUGUGUGCAAAAGUGAUCUGCCAUUAUAGGGUUCUCGUUUUUGUUUUUAGUAACGUAGUGAGUAGCUCCAGGUGCCACAUCUGCUCACUGAUUUCUCUCGUAUUCUCAGAUAGAUGUGACGGGGUUCAUUCUUUAUAAGAUAUUCUUUUUUGAAUCCCUUUGGUUUCCCCAUUUGGGAUUCCAUAAUGAUAUGGACGAAUUUCUCUUACACAAAACUGAUGGCAAAAGGAAGGAUGAACUUUCUAGUGACAAGGAAUCUCUUCCAAGAAUUUUUGUUUUUACAUUUUUGAAAAUGCCACCCGUGGAUCCAAAUACGCCCAAACAUUUUGUUCUUUUUUUUUUUUAACUUCUUAACAAGACUUGAAAAGUGUAUAAUGUGGACAAAAUUUGUAUCUUCUCUUUUCCCUCAGCUAGAAUUGUUGGAACCAUUUUGUAGUCAAAGUGACAGCAUUGGAUUUUGCUUCAAAGAACUGUGUAUGUAUGAGCAAAAUCCCAUAUAACCUCAUUAGGAGUAGAGGGUGCUUGGCCUGUCUGUCAGGAGGGGGGAAAAGGGGACUUCAUUCAAUCCUUGCCAAAAAAUAAGAAAACUGUCUUGUAGAAUAGGUCAAAAGCUCCUGAUAGCCCACACUUUCCAAGUUAAAAUGGGCAGAGGGCGGCUCAUAGCCACUGAUCACUUUCAGUUUGAUCAAAGCCAAUGAUUAGAGAAGGAAGAGAUAAAAGGCUGAGUAUUGGCUUGAUCGUGCUGCAAGGGUGGUCUCCACCGGACACUGUGGCAGGAGGGCUGCUAUCUGCAGGCACAUUGCCAGAUCUUUUAAAGGACAGUAACUCCAAACCUGGAAGGAGGACAGCCCUCAGCUGAGCACAGGGGUCAAAGCAGCCACUAUAUAUACCCGGUGGAGGGUACGGAGCUGUCCAACACUGAGUUUGGUGACAAGUGGGAUACUAAGUUUGGUGAGGGGUGGGAAGGGGGGUUCUAGGGCCUGAUGUUGGAGAGUGCAGAGGAGUAUCUACCUCCCUGGAGGUGUGCAGACUAGGUUUUUCUUCCUCCUUCCAAGUAGAUUCCUCUGUGAUAUCAAUGUCUUCCUUCCCUUUUCCCUUUCCCUCUCUCUCAUGCUGUGAGAGCACUGACCGGGGUGAGGUCCAGUUACAGCCCUUUGCCAGCCUUUCAAUUUCCCUGGUCUCAGCAGACAGUGGUCACAUACAUUGUUUUCGUUUUAUUUCCCUUUCCCUUUCUUGGAUUAUUUUUUACAGUUUUAGGUUAUUUGAUUGUUCAUUUUAUGGUGGCUUUUUUGUUUUAAUGCCCCUUGAGCCCAACCCUGUUACUUUACACUGCAGGCCAGAUGCUUGGUGCCCUGGAGCAUCAUCAGCUGGAAAUAAUUCCUCCAUGAAGAUGUUUAUUACGCUGUUCCUUACCCAUAUUUUGUUGGCCAAGUGUACCAUAUCCCUUCCUCAAGGAAUUUGUACCUUGAAUCCCAAGAGGGGUCCCGAUUUGCAAAAAGCCACCAGGGAUUCUGGGAUUAAGUCUGACAAGAGAGAUUCCUGCAGAGCCUUGUUCUGAAGGUGAACAGCCUCCAGGGGAGGCUGUGUGGGUGCCAAUCCUCAUCUGAGGUCUGCAGGUGUGCAGGCAUGCAGGUGGCCAGAGCUGCUCAGCAGGUGCAUUGCUGAGGCAAGCUGAGGGGAAGCAAGGCAGUCACUCUGCCAUUUUCUGACAGGCUUACAUGGCUCUGUCUUUUCCCUCCCACGUGCAUCAGUGCCGUCCUACCGUGCACAGUCACCGCCACCUUAAUCCUGCUGUUGCCUGGCAUACUGAUUCGCAUUUAUUAUGCUGCAUCAACAUGUUAGAGGUACAGAAUCGGCUUAGUCAUGACGAAGGAAGGUCUUCUGCCCUUCAUUUCAGGGAUGUGGGCUUUCAGUGGAAAUUUUCUGACUCAAAUUUAUAGGCUGAGUCAGUGAGGGAGGAGGACUGACUUUUCAUCUGUCUGAAUGGAAGGAUGCCAGAGGGCUGGCUGGGACUGGGAUGUGUAACUAAGAUUUCAGUUUGAAUUGGUUCACAGCAGUAGAAAACUCAGUGCUGCAUGUAAUUAAAUAUGUAAAGCAAUCACAGGAAAUUUGAAAGGAAAAAAGAAACCGAAGCCAGUAUUUUAAUAAUUGCUCUUUUUGUGUAUUUUCUAUUGGGCUGGGGGAUACCAUCAAAGGUUGUGCUUUUCCAGCUUUUUAUGAAAAACCCCAGGACUUUUGGCCAUUUCUAUGGAAAUGUGGGGUCAGAUGAAUGGUAAUGGUGCCCUCCAGUGGCUGCAAGACCUCAUUGCACAUUGUCUACUGGAGCUUUAGUCUUCUGAGACCGAGAGAGGAAAACUGCUCAACACUCUCUGGACUCAAAUACGUCUACAAUGUUGCAUUAAUGAAAAACUACACUGUGCUAGGCUCAUUCCAGGACAUGAAUAUGACCACACCCUCUUUCACCAGGGUGUUUUCUGUAGCAAGUUUUCAUAUUCGUUUUAAACAAUGGUUUCUCUGCGUUAAUUUUUGAAGAAAAAAGAGGUGGGGUAAGAAAAGUACCCAUGCAUGAUGUAGAGAACUGUUGAUUUGUUUUGCUUUUUUAAGGAAAACUAUUUGUAAGAUGUUGCACUAAAACAUUUUAUAUACACUUCAGAGACCUGUAGUAAAUUAUGUUGAAAAUA
Nycticebus coucang (slow loris) is the source of this 7306-nucleotide messenger RNA. It is a transcript of the gene IGSF3, whose product is annotated as immunoglobulin superfamily member 3. Bases 778 to 4428 code for a protein of 1216 amino acids. The record is from RefSeq and is a predicted model, not a curated record. The transcript has 12 exons. Lineage: Eukaryota; Metazoa; Chordata; Mammalia; Primates; Lorisidae.